Messenger RNA from Colletotrichum higginsianum IMI 349063, 1485 nucleotides. Its product is annotated as Ring-14 protein. The record is from RefSeq and is a predicted model, not a curated record. Bases 1 to 1485 code for a protein of 494 amino acids. Gene Ontology annotation, molecular function: metal ion binding. The transcript has 4 exons. Lineage: Eukaryota; Fungi; Ascomycota; Sordariomycetes; Glomerellales; Glomerellaceae.
AUGAAGUUUGCCCAUGACUUUAAAGAGACGCUCAGGCGUGAAGACUUUCCAUCUCACUGGAUCGACCUCGCCAUUCCAUACGGCCAGUUGAAGAAGGUUCUCAAACGCGUCGCCCGCGAACUCAAUGAUCUGGGGCUUGAUCCUGAGACUUUGCGCCAACUGCUCGACCCGGCCGAUGAUUCGCCGCUGGCCGCUAAAUACCGCCUCAAUGGUAAACCUUCCUUCAUCCCUCCAACGAGGUUCCUGAGUAACGGUCAACUGACUCAACGUCCUUGUCGUAAUCCAGCCGCCGGUAACUCCAAAUUACUGAGGCCCAAGCUGACCGUUUUGGUCCACAUGCGCGAUGGAAACGCCGUUGAUGCCUCGUUGGCGCCGGCGUCUCGUAGUCUUAUCGAACGCAUCGCCGCUUUGCAGUCCCAAGACCCUGACGAAGCUAUCUUGGCGCCAUUGAAAGAGCCCGGUUCGAGCCCGGUGCUCAUCUCAUCUGCCGAGUCCCUUGCAAAUGCUGAGAUCGAGCUAUCAGACACCCAGAGCGGUGAUGAGGAUCACGGCCACGCGGCCCCAGUAGAGUAUUUUGAGCGCAUCGAGGUCCCGCUUGUAUUUGAUAGCGAGUUCUUUGGUAUCUUGCAAAGCGACGUCAAUAACCUUGAUGCCCUUCAAGCUAAGGAGGAAAAGGCCAUGGUGACUGAAAUCGUCGCCCUGCGCCAGGAAGUUUCCCAUCUGACGAAACCCAGCCGCCUCUCCAAGAGCGAUCUCGCAAGGUGGAGGGCUAUUUUCGAACUCUACCUCGAUGCACAAGUCUUCUUUUCUACCAACGAGCAAGAUCACGGAUCGCGUAGCAGCCAGACGGCCGCUAAACAACUGCAAUGGUUCCAGGAAGAAAUAACCAAACGCAACCUGGUCAAGUCCUUCAAGAUCGCCGAGAGCCGCGAGGCCCUGGUUCGUUUCCUUCGCCUGAACGCUGUUCUCCUCAAAAAUUUGCAGUUCCAGGAGAUCAACCAGGUCGCCAUAUACAAAAUUCUAAAGAAACUGACAGUUCCAGAAUUCGAUAAGCGCACAUGCUUGGGGGUCUCGAAGUCCUUCCCGGUGCAGGUGCACUCGGACAAGUUGCUGGCCGGCUCCGUGGCAAAGGACAUCUGCGCUCAAAUGUCCACUGACCUGGUUUCCGUCGUGCCUCAGAUCAACGACUACUUAUGCCCCAUUUGCUUUGCCAUCGCGUAUCGGCCCGUCCGCUUGGCCUGUCGGCAUGUAUUCUGCAUCCGAUGCAUCGUCAAGAUUCAACGCCGAAAUGAGAAGCACUGCCCCUUGUGCAGGGCUGAUACCGUCAUGAAAGCCUCUGCAGACAAUUUGGAUAUCCAACUCGAAAGGUACAUGCGAAAGUACUUCCCCAAGGAGGCCAAGGAGAAGCAGCGGGCCAACGAAAUCGAACGAGGUAUCGAGGAUUACGGCCCCGAGUACGUGCAUUCUGAGUGCUCAGUGAUGUAG